Messenger RNA from Botrytis cinerea B05.10, 1843 nucleotides. RefSeq lists its product as hypothetical. The transcript has a single exon. Lineage: Eukaryota; Fungi; Ascomycota; Leotiomycetes; Helotiales; Sclerotiniaceae. The record is from RefSeq and is a predicted model, not a curated record. The coding region runs from base 524 to 1516 and encodes 330 amino acids.
GCUCUAGUCUCAAAAAUCGUUGUCGCGCAAACGCAAGCUUCACUGUGACAACCCAAUUGGAGCUUCCCGAAAAUAGUACCCCAAGUUUCUGCCCUUUCUUCCUUCCCUUCCUAUUCUUACAUGUUAAUAAAGGUUAAAGAUGCCGUCCUUGCUCUCGCAGCUUUCUUUUCUUUUCCCUUCUGUCCCUUCUAUCCUUUCCUGUCUCCCACUCCAAACAAAAUAAAAUAAGUAUUCCCAUCCCUCUUCAUCACCUCGUAACUUUUUACUCUCCCUCUUCCUCUUCCUCUUCCUCUUCCUCUUUCUUCAUCAAUACUUUUACUUCCCCAUCACAACUCAAUACAUACUUCAUCCUUUCCAUCUCCCAACGCCAAUACACUUCCAUCUACCAUCUCCCAUCCAUCCAAUCAGAUCAAUCAAUUGAUAAAAUAGUCACCCAGAGGCGCGCCUUUUUCUGGCCACCCAUCCAUCAAACAUUUUACUUAAACUCUUUUUAUCCAUCAUCAUCAUCAUCAUCAUCAUCAUUAUGGGUUCCUUCUCUCAUCAAUCUUUCUCUCAAUCUUCGCCCGUUCUUGCCAUGACGCCCCAACUUCCACCUCAACACUCUUUCAAUCGACCAACUUUUACAUCUCCUUUCGUAAAAGCACCCAUGUCGUCACCAUCUGCAGGCUCUUGGCUCACGCCAACGUCGGCACCUCAAUCAGCUGCAGGCCGCAAGCGCUCACGCGACGAGGCUGCCCUUGAAGACGAAGAGUACUUUUCACAAGCACCUGUUGAGCCAAUAGUUGUCGAAGAUGAAGAGGAAUGGGAAUACGGGCCAGGAAUGACGCUCAUCAAGCCAAGCAAUCGUUACAACUUGACUGCAGAGAGUCAAACUGGUACCUGGAAAGAAGAGAAAGAAGCGGAAGAAAAGGCAAAAGCUGAAUUGCGCGCGGCCAGUCCAGAAAGACCAAUCAUACGUUCGGCAAAGAGUCAAAGAAUUGAUAGAGGUCCCACAUCAUCAAUGGCCGAAGAGAUAAAUGUUGCGAACAGUGUCCUCUCAGCUCCUCUUCAAACGGGAAGUACUGGCCCCGUCCAGCCUUCCAUUGACGAAUACACCAGGCAUUUGGGGAUUGGUUGGUCAAAGUUAAGCACUGAUGAAGAUAUUCAAGCUGCGGUUCGUGGCUGGACCAAAUAUAUCGAGAACCACUAUCCUGUCAAUAAUGCUAUCAUUCGAUUGCAAAGUAGAGGGUUAGCCAGCUAUCUCGUCGAAGCUCAAGAAGGCUACUUUUUAUUUGGAGAUAACCUUAGACAAGGUAGACUUGUGAGCACCAGCUUGGAAAAGACUUUUGAAAAUCUUCGAGGACCAGUCCCAAUAUUUGAAGGAGAUAUGGUACUUGAGGCUAGCGAAACCCCCAAGGCUAGCAGUCCAGUUAUGAAUGCUAUGACAAAUGAACAUGUUGAAGAAAUGAUGAUGGGUGGAAUUCCUACGACCAGUCUCCCAAACCAUGCUGUGGAGGUUGAGAUGGACAUGAGUUAAACGCGAUUUACGGCUUCGGGCACCAAUGUAAAAAAAAAAUGAAUUGGGUAUUCCCAAAGUUAACAGGACACGGAGUUUUGCCAGUUUCACUGCAUUCGGCUUUGCAUAUGGGAUUUCGGAAUUAGGUUCAUCGAUAAGGCUACCUGGCUAGGUCUAGCAUACAUUUGUAACAUAGAAUAAGGAGGGAGGUAGGUCAUGGGUUUGCUGGCUUUGCAUACUUUGCAAGACGUUCCAACUUUCGUUAGCACGACUUUAGUAGUGAGUGCUUAACGUCAGGGCAAGCUGUCACUUAAUUUAAAUCGAAUACAAAAAGUCUUUUGUAUCCCA